Oncorhynchus gorbuscha (pink salmon) is the source of this 3737-nucleotide messenger RNA. RefSeq lists its product as uncharacterized. The transcript has 4 exons. The record is from RefSeq and is a predicted model, not a curated record. Lineage: Eukaryota; Metazoa; Chordata; Actinopteri; Salmoniformes; Salmonidae. Bases 1 to 3579 code for a protein of 1192 amino acids.
AUGCUAAAUGUGGGUUGUAGUCAGGGAACUGAAGGUCAAGGCAGCAACUCGGCAAGCAUUCAGUUUGCCCAAGAGAUGCUGAGCAUGGCAACUGCAUCAAUGUAUGCCCACGCCAUGGAGCAUAUUGCGCACGGCCGCAAGUCCAGCAGUCGCCAGUCCAACAAGUCUCCGCUUGAAUUAGAGAGGGAGCUUGAAGCCAUAUUGGGUCCUCUGGCUGGACAGGUAAUAGUCACCAUCAUCAAUAGUAUCCUCAGGACUAAAGACAACGGAAGAACUGAGCAGGAACGGACCACCCCUUUGAGUUACUUCCUUACUGCGGUUUCUGCUGAAAUUCAAAGCAUGGUAGUUCAAAGAUCUGCAAGUAGACAGUCCUCCAGGCAGUCCAUCAGAGACCACUUGAUGAAUGUCUCCAAGGGCAAGAUCGUGAAAGCCGUUCAAAUUAAAAUGUCGCAACUCUAUGGCGAGUCUACCAAUGAAAGCUGCAUAUCAGCAACUCCAACAAUCCAGAGCCUGUCCAUGUGCUCAUCCAAAGAAUCCCUUUGUGAUUGGACUCUCACCUCAGACGACGUGCAUCCAGCUAAGUUCCUGUCUAGCAACAGAAUUACAGCAUUGUCGACUGAUGUUGUGGAUGUUGUGUUUCGUGAUGUUCUUUAUAAUCUUGGACUUUCGGACAGCAAAACACUGUUAAGGCCACAGUGCACCGGCUCCAGCUCAUCAAUAGACAUCAGCGGUGUUGCUGGGGAGAUGGUCAGACAAGUCUCCGUAAAACUCCAGCCCUUUGUGUCUGAGAGCAGCCUGGAGGCCAUGUCCAUGACUCAUGACUCACCAUCUCUGCCCAUCUCAGACUCUGACUUGAAGUUCUUGUGCUCUCACUCAGUGGUUGCUGUAGCAACUGCCUGCCAAGCAAUUAAAACUGAGCUUGAGAUUGAGAUGAGUCUCAACCCAGCCACAGAGGCCGGUUCCCAGGGUAACCUUGCUGCCAGAGACCUGGUAUCUUCUCUGUCACAGAGUCUUGAGGACAUAGAUGUUUCUCACAUCAUUCAGGGCCUUAAGGAAGCAGAUGUGACAUUUGCCAAUCUGAACGAAACCCUUUCGACCGACACUAAUAGAUUAGAGGAAAUCUUAUCUGCCCAUAUUUCCCCUGAAAGUAUUGCAGCGGCAUCGGUUGAUCUUUUUGAUGGCGUAUUAGGAGACUUGCAUGAGGCAUUUGAGGCAAAUAAGGUCUCAGCAGCCACAAAAUCUGGUCGCAAAAAGUUCUGGGUUGAAGUACAUACAAGUUCACAAAACAUGUACACCAAUGCGCUGGACAAACUAAAUAAGUGGUUCAGCUUACACCAUCUCACUGAGGAAAAAGACGUCCCUCUGAAUACCAACCCCUCUCCAACUGGACCACUCCUAACUGAGGCCUGUGUGGAGGUAUCUCCUGUGCAAAAGACCAGUAUUAACAGCUCUAGUAUGUCCUUCAGGUCUCUGAGUAAUAUCCCAGACAACCAGCUAACCCUCAACACAUGCACUAAAGAGGUCAUCAAACAGGUGGCCUCCGUUCUGAAGGUUGAGGCUUCUAAGGAAGACUGUUCUUCUUCCGUUGGAGGGAGGACAUUAAAUGUGUUCUUGGAGUUCAGCCAGAAGUUGGAUGCUCUCAUCUCAAAGUUGGAGGACCUCCCCAUUUCCGGUGAGAUUUCCUCGCUCACACAGCCACAAAGUGCAGUCAGCAGCAGCAGAACCUCGAAUAUUUCCAUCGGGAGUAUCCUAAGUGUGGAGUUCCACACAAAGGCCAACCAGAUCGUGAGUGAGGCUAUCCUUGGAGCUGCAAUUGUUUUCAUUGCUCGCAAAGCCAACCAUUUGGAGCUGAAAAUGCCUGCUACCUAUUCACAACAUCUGUUUGCAGCAGCCUCGGACAUUGUGAACAUUAUUGUGGAAGACCUAGAGAGAGAGACCAUGGAUACAGAGUCCCACCACACACCUAAAAUAGUUUUUGACAAGUUCCUGGAUGUGGCUCACAACAUCUACUACCGAGUGAGGGAUAGGCUGAAGGUCUUCUUCUCCUUGUCCCCAGUGCCUGCCUCCAAAACCAAAGAUGUGGUGGAUUCCAUGCCUGUGGAGAAACAUGGAUACUUUGAGGCCUCUGACACUGCUCAUGACCCGGAGCGACCUCGAUCUGUCAGGAGUGAGAAGUUGUUGACAAAAGACAGGUUAGCCAAGAUUGAAAGGUCUAAAUCCCUUGCGUCUCGGGGUGGCACGUCAACAGAAUAUCAACACUUUGACACCGUCACAUUGACACCCACCAAGAGCAUGUCAGUGCUGAGUGAUCACAGUUUGAGAGGAGCUUUUCCUCUCUUGAGUGAAAGUUGCCAACCACUUUUGACUCUCAAAGACUCAACAGUGGCAGUCACUAAGCAUAGCUUCACCAAAUCUGCUAAGAACACCCUCAGCCAGAUCCUAAAUGUGAUCAAGUGCAGAGUUGUUGCCUCGGAUAAUUCAUCUGUUGGAAAGAAGACAACUGACAUGUUGGACUCUCUUCUUGAGAGCCUUGACCAGUUGACUGCAGAUGAGAUAAAGGGGACAGCGUCCCACAACUUGAUCACAAUAGAUAUGCCAGAAUCACUGCCUAAGCCAUCCUUGACAAAAUACUUGUCUACUCCUGAGAGGAACCAGGAUUCUUCCCCUGCAAAGCUUGUGUGUCAACCAUCGUGCCUGAUACCAACAUCCAUGUCUGACACCAACAUUAUAGUGAAAACUAUAAUGGAAACGCUGGUGACGGACGAAUCAAAGAAGACUUCAGCAGAGGAAAACCUUGAGAGGCUCGUCUCCAUUGAAACCAUUCAAGGUGUGUCAGACGACCUCAUCACAAAGGUCCAUGGUCUCAUUCAGGAGAUCACAAUAAGCCGGCAACUUCAAUCCAUGGCUGGCCACAGGAGCUUCUCUGAACCGGCAUUGCCAAAGCCAGCCCUGAAAAAGCUGUCAAGGAAUGAUGCCUCUGAGCUCGCCUACAGCUUUGCCGAAAAUUCUGUUAGGACUCUCCUGGGGCAGUGUUUAAAUGUGUCGCUCGUUUCCACCGGAGUAAGGCAGACGAUGGAUCAGGUCACUAAGAUAAUGACAAACACAGUGAUGGACACCCUGACUGAUGUGGACACCCUGACUGAUGUGUCCAAGCCCACAGUGAAGUCAGAGGAUGAAAUAGUUUCCAGGUCAGUCCCACCAGAUGAAUUCCCCACCAGGAGCCUUAACCCAGCUGAUGGCAACGCUGAGGUGACGCCUACCUCUGCUGGAGGUGAAAAGAAUAGCAAGAAGUGGCGUUUCCUUUUCAAAAUGCCUAACAUCCCCAAGAUCAGGAUCACGCUGUUCAAGAGAAAAGGACAAGCCAAGAAGCACCCUGAACUGGAAGCGCUGCCAACAAAACGUUUCAGUGAUGUGUCACUGAAGGUUCCAUCCGCUUCCCCGCCCACGGAGGACCUGAUACCUGCACCUACUGCACAGGAUCCCCAGUCCCGUAAAUGCCCCUUCCUGGUUAGGGUGUUUCGGGCCCUCUCUCGAGCCAUCACCAGCACCUUCAGAGGAGCUUCAGGGAAGAAGCACUAGAUUAGUGCCUGAUUUUAAUAAACAUUACUGCUUGUAUUUUUGUGUCUACAGCAAUUGUAUGUGCAAAAUAACAAGAUUGGUACUUCAGAGUGAUUUAUAGUGGUAGACUUUUUUAUGGUCAUUGCUUGUGGAAUACCGAUAUCAAUAAAGACAAAAUA